Saccharomyces mikatae IFO 1815 is the source of this 1131-nucleotide messenger RNA. RefSeq names its product putative aryl-alcohol dehydrogenase (gene AAD14). Bases 1 to 1131 code for a protein of 376 amino acids. Lineage: Eukaryota; Fungi; Ascomycota; Saccharomycetes; Saccharomycetales; Saccharomycetaceae. The record is from RefSeq and is a predicted model, not a curated record. The transcript has a single exon.
AUGACUGAUUUAUUUAAACCUCUAUCUGAGCCACCUACUGAGCUAGGACGUCUUAGGGUUCUUUCUAAAAGUGCUGGCAUUAGAGUUUCUCCUCUCAUCUUGGGAGGAGCUUCAAUCGGCAAUGCGUGGUCAGAAUUUAUGGGGGCUAUGAAUAAGGAACAGGCUUUUGAGCUCCUUGAUGCUUUUUAUGAAGCGGGAGGGAAUUGUGUUGAUACUGCAAAUAGUUAUCAAAACGAACAGUCAGAAACUUGGAUAGGUGAAUGGAUGAAAUUAAGAAAAGUGCGCGACCAAAUUGUUAUAUGUACCAAGUAUACUGGGGAUUACAAGAAAUAUGAAGCAGGUGAUGGUAAAAGCGCCAACUACUGUGGUAAUCACAGACGCAGUUUGCAUGUGAGUGUGAGAGAUUCCCUUCGCAAAUUGCAAACUGAUUGGAUCGAUAUUCUUUAUAUUCACUGGUGGGAUUAUAUGAGUUCCAUUGAAGAAGUUAUGGACAGUCUGCACAUCCUUGUGCAGCAGGGUAAAGUUCUCUACUUAGGCGUAUCUGAUACACCUGCCUGGAUUGUCUCUGCAGCAAACUACUACGCUACUUCUCACGGGAAAACUCCGUUUAGUGUUUAUCAAGGUAAGUGGAAUGUAUUGAACAGAGAUUUUGAACGUGAAAUAAUACCAAUGGCUAGGCAUUUUGGUAUGGCUCUAGCUCCAUGGGAUGUUAUGGGGGGCGGAAGAUUCCAGAGUAAAAAGGCAAUGGAAAAGCGGAAGAGGAAUGGAGAGGACCUACGUACUUUUGUCGGCGGUCCAGAACAAACAGGUGUUGAGGUUAAAAUCAGUGAGGCAUUGUCAAAGGUUGCUGAGGAACAUGGCACUGAAUCUGUUACUGCUAUUGCAAUUGCAUAUGUCCGCACUAAAGCAAAACAUGUUUUCCCGUUAGUAGGAGGAAGAAAAGUUGAACACCUCAAACAGAAUAUUAAGGCCCUUAGUAUCAAGUUGACACCAGAACAGAUAAAAUACCUAGAAAGCAUUGUUCCUUUCGAUGUCGGAUUCCCCACAAGCUUAAUAGGAGACGACCCAGCUGUUACCAAGAAACUUUCAUCCCUCACAUCAAUGUCUGCCCGGAUAACUUUUGAAGAUUAA